Molecule: messenger RNA, 5018 nt
Organism: Chaetomium strumarium
Lineage: Eukaryota; Fungi; Ascomycota; Sordariomycetes; Sordariales; Chaetomiaceae
Product: XRN 5'-3' exonuclease N-terminus-domain-containing protein
Exons: 4
Coding region: 487-4707 (1406 amino acids)
Biological process (GO): nuclear-transcribed mRNA catabolic process
Molecular function (GO): nucleic acid binding; 5'-3' exonuclease activity
Source: RefSeq, a predicted model, not a curated record
GUUCAGUGCAGCCUCACCUCUACCAAGCAUUGGGCGAAAAGCGGAACAACAAGACAUCACUACCGGUACCUACCUUACCUAUCACCUUAUCACCACCUCUGCGGCCCCAUUCCGACAGUCUACCGCCGCAUCUGGCUCGGCGCCGUCCUCACUAGUUCAUCCCUAUACGGACCGAAACCCAUUACCCUCUUAGACUGGAUUGUUGGCAUCUUACGGGUCCUGAACAACGUUGCUCUCUUUCGAUUUUCUUCGCAAUUUCUCUGCGCUCUUCCAGUCGAAACCCAAAGUCCGGCCAUUUUUAUUCAGUGUCGGCAUUCUGACUUUCCACAACCUAAUCCAUCGUCGUCAUCACUGCUUGUGGUAGCGCGACCAUCGGUUGGAACGUGGGAAGCUAGCGGAAUUCGCAUUCGCAAGACUUUCUGACGUACGAUUCCACGGCCGCUCAAGUGAAAGUAGCGACGCAUUACGCAGCUUGUCGUUGCCAAUAUGGGUGUCCCCAAGUUCUUCAGAUGGCUCUCCGAGCGCUAUCCUGCCAUCUCGCAGCUCAUCGCCGAGAACCGGAUUCCCGAGUUCGAUUGCCUUUACCUGGAUAUGAACGGUAUCAUCCACAACUGUACACACAAAGAUUCAGAUGAUGUACAAUUUCGUCUCAGUGAAGAGGAAAUGUUCAUCGCUAUCUUCAACUACAUCGAACAUCUUUUUGGCAAGAUCAAGCCCAAGAAGUUGUUCUUCAUGGCCAUCGACGGCGUUGCCCCGCGCGCCAAGAUGAAUCAACAGCGAGCGCGCCGUUUCCGCACUGCUCUGGACGCCGAGAAAGCGCGCGAGAAGGCGAUUAGGGAGGGCAAAGAACUGCCCAAGGAGGAGCCGUUUGAUAGCAACUGCAUCACGCCGGGAACCGAGUUCAUGGCUAAGCUGUCGCAGCAGCUUAAGUACUUCAUCAACAAGAAGGUAUCAGAAGAUCGUGACUGGCAGGCGCCGGAAAUCGUGUUGUCCGGCCACGAAGUCCCAGGGGAGGGCGAGCACAAGAUCAUGGAGUACAUCCGGAAUGCCCGCGCUCAGCCGGACUACAGCCCCAAUGUCCGCCACUGCUUGUAUGGCCUGGAUGCCGACCUGAUCAUGCUGGGCUUGUUGAGCCACGAUCCACACUUCUGCCUCCUCCGUGAGGAGGUGACUUUUGGCCGGCAGGCUAAGCACAAGUCAAAAGAGUUGGAGCAUCAGAACUUCUAUCUGAUGCAUCUUUGCAUAGUCAGGGAGUAUCUAGAGCUUGAGUUUCAGGACCUCAAGGCCAAAGGCGCGAUGCCUUUUCCGUUCGACAUGGAGAGGAUCAUCGACGACUUCAUUCUCAUGGCCUUCUUCGUCGGAAACGACUUCCUCCCAAACCUUCCACACCUCCAUAUCAACGAGGGCGCAUUGGCUACCAUGUUCAGGAUCUACAAAGCCGUCCUCCCCAAGUGUGAUGGCUACAUCAACGAGAACGGGAAGGUCAACCUACAAAGGCUUGGACUUCUCCUAGAUGAGCUUGGAAAAGAGGAGUAUCGUUUUUUUGAGCAUGAGAAUGAAGAUGCCAGCUGGCUCCGGGGCAAAAAGAUGCUCGAGAACGACGAGGUCGAGAAGAUGAGGGCGAAAGCCAGGGGCAAGCUCAUCGUUAGCUCGGAUCAGAAGGCCCUAUGGAAGCAAAAGAUACGGAAGUUCCUCACAAACCGCGCCUCUCAGACCCUGGACCUUGGCGCCGAGCUCAAGGCCGCCGAUCGCAAGUUUGUCCAAGAUCUUGCCGAAGCUGCUCACCUCGAGUGGUCCACGCAGCCGGAUGAUGAGGGCCAUCGUCAUCUUAUUUUGUCAUUCCCCGCUAGAGACGAGGAGGACGAGGACGACGAGGAAGCUCAGUCAGCAGUGUUGCGCAUCGUCAAGAGAUACGACAAUGCCCAGGUCCUUGACCUUACCUCGGCUGAUGCGCAGGCUGCGAUGGAGGCCAAGUACAAGCAGAAGUUCCAGGAAUGGAAGGACAAGUACUACUUCGAGAAGUUCGAGGACUGGACGCCAGAGAACAAGGAGGAAGAGCUCCGGAAGCUGACAGAAAACUAUGUCCAAGGCCUCCAAUGGGUGCUUUACUACUACUACCGUGGCAUUGCUUCCUGGCCCUGGUUCUAUGGUUAUCAUUACUCGCCCAUGAUUUCAGACGUCAUGAAAGGUCUGAAUGCGGACCUCAACUUCAAGCUCGGCCAACCCUUCAGACCGAACGAGCAGCUUAUGGGUGUGCUACCGGAUCGCAGCAAGAAGAUCGUCCCCUCUGUCUACUGGGAGCUCAUGACGGAUCCCAAGUCACCUAUCAUCGACUUUUACCCCAGAGAUUUUGAAUUGGAUAUGAACGGCAAGAAGAUGGAUUGGGAGGCCGUCGUGAAGAUUCCCUUCAUCGAUGAGAAGCGACUGUUGGCGGCAAUGGCCCCCAAGGACGCGCUCCUCUCGGAAGCCGAGAAAGCACGGAAUGACUUCGGAGUACCACUGAAGUUCACUUACUCCGAGGAUGUGGACUUCGUUUAUCCUUCCUCCUUGGUCGAUGUCUUUCCGCCCAUCGCCCACUGCCAUUGCGUGGAAAACAUUUUCGAUCUUCCGCCCGUGGAAGGGUUAGAGUUUCGGGCUGGCUUGACCGAUGGCGCCCUGCUUAACGUGGAGGCCUUGGCUGGGUUCCCGACUCUGGCUACAUUGCCGUACACGGCCAAUCUCGGUUUCCACGGGGUUAACGUUUUUCAGCAAGACAGUCGCAACGAGAGCAUGAUUGUCAACCUGCUUGAAACGGAACUGCGCACCAAGGCCGAGUCCGCAAAGGUCAAGCUUGGUCAGCGCUGCUUCGUCGGCUAUCCUUUCCUCCAAGAGGCCAAGAUCGUGAAGGUCUCGGACGAGCUAUUCGACUACACACUGGAUGACAGCGGGCAUGUUAUCUCUCAGCCUCAUUCGACCCGCGAGAUUGAAGAUUGGACGAAGAAAGCAGACAGGAUCGAAAACUUUUAUAGCAAGCGGCUGGGCAUCUUGAUCGGUGCUGUCGAGUCACUUGUGUCUGUCCACAUGUUGAAAGGCCUCGUCAAGACGGAUGAAGGAGCAACGGUGAAGGAAUAUGGCGAGAUUCCCGGAAUGGAGACAGAGUACGCCUCUCAGAUCAUUGUAGACGAGGUCGUCAAUGAAGAUGAACGCUUCAUCGAGAAGGCUGCUCUGCCUGUCGAGGAAGAAUUUCCCGUCAAAUCUGUCGGCUUCUUCCUGGGCGACUACAACUACGGCCAGCCUCUGGAGGUGGCCGGUUAUUCAUCUGGAAAGCUUUCCAUCUGGCUUGGGAUCUUACAAAACCGUGAGCCAGAAUUUGCCAAGAAGAUCAUCCACGACGCGCAGAAGGGCAUGCAUUACCUGCCUUCCUACAUGGUGGCUAAGCAACUCGACCUGCAUCCGCUCACCCUCAGCAAGAUUACAUCGUCUUACUUUAUCCGGACGGUCGGGGACCUGCGGGUGAACCUAGGCCUUAACCUCAAGUUUGAGGCGAAAAAGCAGAAGGUGCUGGGCUACUCGCGCAAGUCCCAAUCCGGCUGGGAGUUCAGCGCCGCUGCUAUCCACCUGAUCGUGGAGUACAUGAAGCAUUUUCCGGACUUCUUCGCAGGAGUGAAGCGUAACCCAUCAGGUGCCGAACUGACCGAGACGGAUCUCUGGUCUGAUCCGGCUGUUGCUUCGGCGAGAGUCAAGGAAAUUGGUGCUUGGCUGAAGACUCUGAAGACCAGCUCCAUGGAGCGGGUGCCUCUAGAUGCCGAGCAGCUCGACUCGGACGUCGUCAUGCAGCUCGCCGCCGAAGCCGACCGAUUGCAGCUGAGCGCCAUCCCCACCAACCCCAAGAAAAUGAACGGCGUGCCUCGCAACGCGGUCAUGCGACCCGAGGACGCAGAGCACCGCUUGGGCGGCCAGGACUUCGCCUUGGGUGACCGUGUCGUGUAUGUGGCGCGCACAGGCAAAGUGCCGAUCGCUUUCCGCGGCACUGUGGUGGGUAUCAGCCGCACCCCGACCGCCAAGCUUCUCGACGUCGUUUUCGACGUCACCUUCAUGAGUGGCACCACUCUCGGCGACCGCUGCCCACCGUUCCGCGGCCAGACGGUCCCCUCGACCGUCCUACUCAACCUGACCAACAGGCAGGUUGUGGCCGGGGCCAAACAACAACUCGCCAGACAGGCUGUCAGCCCGUCAGUUACGACCCUGACCGCCCAUGGCGGCUACCACAUGAACGGCAAGCGCUACCAAGACGCGCCCGCACCGCCUCCCUUGCAGGGUAGCUGGCGCAGCGCGGCAAACGGUGGUGGCCGUGGUCGUGGUGGCAGCGGUCAGCCCAAUCGGGGAGCCAUCCAGGGUAAUCUGCCCUAUCGCCCUCACCACCAGCAGCAGCAGAUCCAGCCGCCGCCGAAUGGCCCUCGCACCGGCACACCCCCGUUCAAUCCCGCCAAUGGCCAGGGACGUGGUCGUGGCGGCGGCCAGUUCAGGGGGCGCGGAGGCAGCGGAUACGUCUCGCACCCUGGAGGCAGGGUUGGUAACGGCGCAAGCGGAUAUGCUACCCCGACAAGAGGUAGUGGUGGUCGCGGAAGGGGUGACGGGCAUGGUUUCAACAGGGGACGUGGAGCAAGGAGAGGCGCGCAGCAGCAGCAGCAGCAGCAACCGCAGGCGGCGACGGCUUCUCAGGGCUAGUGGCAACCUGCAUGUCCUCACAGCUGUGUAAGAGGAGACAAGGCUGGUUUGGGAGUGAGAAGAGGACGUGUUCGGCGUUCGGCUGAGAGAAUGAGCACUGGAUGUGCAUCAUGGCAAGGUGAUGAUGAGAUUUGACUGUUGGUAACAAGUUCGGGGAAUGAAAAGGGUUGAUUAUCUGCAUACGUGGUAGAUAGGCCCGAUUUGGGCAGCGAUGGAAGGGCACUGGGCUUUGGACUGUGUUGUAGAGUUCAUGUCAGACAGAAAGCGUAAAAGGUUAAAGUGCCAAUGAAGUAUACCCUAUGUGAUAUCUG